Messenger RNA from Chenopodium quinoa (quinoa), 2501 nucleotides. RefSeq names its product endoglucanase 13-like. Lineage: Eukaryota; Viridiplantae; Streptophyta; Magnoliopsida; Caryophyllales; Amaranthaceae. The record is from RefSeq and is a predicted model, not a curated record. The transcript is spliced from 7 exons. Gene Ontology annotation, molecular function: hydrolase activity, hydrolyzing O-glycosyl compounds. The coding region runs from base 1077 to 2501 and encodes 474 amino acids. Gene Ontology annotation, biological process: carbohydrate metabolic process.
AUCAACACACAUGUACUCUUUCUAUAUAAUUAGACGACACUUGCCGAAAAUUUUGACAACUCAUUGAUCUAAUUACAGACACAAAAGAUGUGAUGCAUUCAGGGUUUUAGUUCUUAAUCCCCAUGCAUAUACACAAUAAAAUCAGUAAUAAGAAGGAUGAUUUAAAUAUGAGCAUUUCAUCCACUUCUAUGUUGGCUCUAACUUUGAUAUAUAUAAUUAAACAAACAUUUAAUGAAUUACUUUCACUUAUUUAAUGAUCUAUCACAAAAAAAAAAAAAAAAAAAAAAAAAAAAAAAAAAAAAAACCAUAACUUGAGUCAUUUUCAAAUAAAGGAAAGAUAAAAUAAAAUUCCUAACAUUACUUAUCUUGGAAAUAAGGGUACUUUUCUAUUUUAUUUUUACACAUGAAGAAGGAGGAAGGGUGCUUUUCUUUAUCAAUUUGGUGGCUCACAAAUUUUUUAGAAAUUUGAAAAUUUAUUAUUUGAUCAUAAAAAAUGCUCGUACUCACAUAUUUUAUUGCCUUGAAUAAAAUUUAAACAGUAAUGUUACCUAAAACAUAAGGCCAUCCAAGAAAACAAAAUUACAAUGCAAGGCCCACAGUCUUGUCUUGUGCUAUGCUUCACUUGUCAUACCAAGCUAGGCUCCUAAUUUAUGAAGGCCCACAAUCUUUACUAUUCAUUACCUCAUAAUCUUUUAACCACAAAUUUCAAUAUUUAUAAAAAAUUUUAAUUUUAAAUUUCUAUCACCCUUUUAAAUUAUUUUCAUAACAAACCAAACUUAUUUAAUUCUCAUAAUUUGGUGAAAAGAAUUUCAUAGAAAAUGACCAUAAUGCUGUCAAAGAUGAAGCUUCAAACAAACACAAUUGUCCCCCUUUUUAUUUUUAUAAUUUAAUUUAUUAAACUAUUUAUAAUUAUAUAUAUAUUUUUGAGUUAGUGCAAAGUAGUUAAGCAAUGGAGUAGAAAUAAGCAUUGAGAAAGACAACUCUCCCAAUAGUUGGUUCCUUCAAGACAAACCCUUCUCACCAAACAAAACCCUUAAACAAAUUUUUACAACAAAAUCUUCAUCAUAAAAUCAUAAAUGAUGCUCUGUUUUUCCCCUGUUUCUUUAUAUUUCCUCUGUUUUCCACUGUUUUUUUCAACUCACGAUUAUAAACAAGCUCUAACUAAUUCUUUGCUAUACUAUGAAGCUCAAAGAUCAGGCCAAUUGCCUGCUCAACAACGUGUUACAUGGCGUGGUGACUCGGGUUUGAAGGAUGGCCAGGAUGCUGGUGUUGAUCUAGUAGGAGGAUACUAUGAUGCAGGAGACAAUGUAAAAUUUGGACUCCCAAUGGCAUUUACAGUAACACUACUAGCAUGGAGUGUAGUUGAGUUUGGCUCCCAACUUGAGGCCCAAAAUGAGCUCCAAAAUGCAUUGGCUGCUGUCAAAUGGGGCACUGACUAUUUCAUCAAAGCACACCCUCAGCCCAACCUCCUCUACGCUGGUGUUGGAGACGGGGACUCCGAUCAUCAGUGUUGGCAGAGGCCUGAGGAUAUGACCACACCAAGGACGGUCUACAAGAUCGACGAGUCUAGCCCUGGCUCUGACUUGGCUGGUGAAACCUCGGCUGCUCUCGCCGCUGCUUCCAUUGCCUUCCAGCAUGUUGAUCCUAAAUAUUCAUCUUUGCUUGUUACUCAUGCCAAACAGUUAUUUGAUUUUGCAAAAAGUCACCAAGGAAAAUAUUCGGAUAGUAUUCCAUCAGUAGGACAAUUCUACUCAAGCACUGGUUUUCAGGAUGAAUUAUUAUGGGCAGCUGCAUGGCUACAAAGAGCCACUGGAGAUAAAAUCUACCAGGACUUCCUUGAGAGCUUUCAGGGUAAUGGUGGUACUAGAUCCAUGUUCUCGUGGGAUGACAAAUUCGUCGGUGCUCAAAUUCUUGUCGCCAAGUUUCCAAGCAGUGGGAAUUUGGGAGCAAACAAAGAUGAAGCAGAGCAAUUCCUGUGUAAUUGUAUACAGAAAGGAAGCAGCAACAUUUACAAGACAAGUGGUGGAUUAUUAUGGUUUAAUGAAUGGGAUAAUCUCCAAUAUACAAUUUCUGCUUCUUUGGCCAUCACAGUUUAUGCUGAUUAUCUCUCUGCCACGGGAAAAUCACUAACAUGCUCAUCUUCCUUGGUUAAUCCUCCUGAACUCAUUGCUUUUGCUCGAUCACAGGUUGACUACAUAUUAGGAGCCAACCCAAAGAGCACAAGCUACAUGGUGGGUUAUGGGUCAAACUUCCCACAAAAGGUGCAUCAUAGAGGUGCCUCAAUUGUGUCUAUCAAGAAGGAUCCAACACCAGUUGGGUGUAAAGAUGGGUUGGAUUGGUUUCACAAGGAUCAGCCUAACCCGAAUGUUUUAGUCGGGGCGAUUGUAGGUGGUCCAGAUAAAAAUGAUAACUAUGGUGAUGAUAGAAGUGAUUUUCAGCAGGCUGAAGCAGCCACUGCGAACUCUGCUGGCCUUGUUGGGGUGCUUGCUAGGAUCAGCUAA